Messenger RNA from Pieris napi, 2137 nucleotides. Its product is annotated as scavenger receptor class B member 1-like. Gene Ontology annotation, molecular function: scavenger receptor activity. Bases 248 to 1792 code for a protein of 514 amino acids. NCBI's taxonomy places the organism in Eukaryota, Metazoa, Arthropoda, Insecta, Lepidoptera, Pieridae. The record is from RefSeq and is a predicted model, not a curated record. The transcript is spliced from 11 exons. Gene Ontology annotation, cellular component: membrane; cytoplasm.
ACAAUUAAUUAAGUGAGCCUAUGGCAUUCAUUAUAACAUAAUUAUUCAAGUAUCUGUGUAGUUUGGCCUUAAGAACAGGAAAGUAAAUAGUUGUGACGAGUACACAUAUUUUUUAUAUUAGUUCGUUUGCAAUUAAUUUUAUGGCAGUAGUGAACUCCACCAUUUUAAGUUUAUAACUGUGCGUGAAUUAACGUUUUGUGAUCGAGUUAAUUCGACGGAUUAUUUAUUUAGAAUCACUCUUUUGAUAAUGACAAACAAGAAGAAACCAAACAAUAUUAUGUGUCAAGAGUCUAUGUCCACGGGUAAACGUGUGACCUUCGUAGUGAUUGGGUUGUUCCUUAUAGUUAUAGCAAUCGUGUCCUUUCUCAUAGAUCCGGUACACAUAAUUAUGAGAUAUAAAACAAGAAUAAGUAAAGACUCGAUGCUCUACGAUGUACUGCAGAAGCCAAAUCUUCCAGGGGCAUACGUGCAGGCUUACCUCUUCAAUAUCACUAACGCUGAUCUGUUUCUAGCGGGAAUCGAUACUAAGUUGAAGGUUGAAGAAGUCGGACCAUUUACAUACCAGGAAUAUCGUACAAAUGCUGAUUUCGAGUUGGAUGAAGAACUGGGAGUAAUGAGGUACUCUCCAAAGCUCUUUCCUCGAUUUGUUCCGGAGAAGUCAGUGGCGGAUCCGAAAGACGUACACCUCACCCUUCCAAACAUUGCCAUGUUGGCUAUAGCAUCAAUGGUGUCCAAAUCUGCAUUUUUAACGCGAGUUGGGUUCAAUAUGCUUGCCAAACAACUGGAGUCCGAACCAAUUCUGAGGAUAUCUGCUCAUGAGUUCCUGUGGGGUUUUGAUGAACCCCUAAUCAACUUUGGUCAUAAGGUCAUGCCUGGUGUCAUCAAAUUCGAGAAAAUGGGAUUAUUAGAUAGACUGUAUGACAUCGACGACUUUAGGUUUGAAGUGGGAUCAACAAAUCAAGAUAAAUUCAAAAUUAAAACCUAUAAUGGUGAAGCUGGACUUACCCAACUCGGCUAUGAUGUCAAACCGUCCCGCUGUAACACCUUCGUAGAUGCAUAUGAGGGUAUCAUAUACCCACCAGACCUCACGGAAGACACACCGCUACGUUUGUACCGCAACGUGUUUUGCCGGAUCUUCAACCUUCAAUAUCGAGACACCAGGACCAUGGACUUUGGCCCAGAGGUCUUCCGCUAUUCCUUCAGUGACGAUUCCUACUCAAAUAAUACAGAUAACAUAUGUCUUUGCAAGAAUGAGGACUGUGUUAAUGGCGUCUCCGAUAUAUCACCAUGUUUCUUCGGUCUAAGUUUUGUGCUGUCAAACGCGCAUUUUUUGAACGCCGACCCCGUACUUUACGAGCGGAUUGAGGGCAUAGAACCUGACGAGGAACUUCAUGGCAGUGAUGUGCUGAUCGAUCCGAAACUUGGCGCAGUCAUGGCUACUAAAUUAACAUUACAAUUGAACGUGCAAGUUGCGAAUGUUAACUUCAACCAAGCUACGAGCCCCUUCUCAGACAUGAUAAUACCUGCAGCGUAUUUCAAAAUCGAACAAGAAGAUCUAGAUGAGAAACGCAAAAGCAACCUGUGGCUUAUCUACGGUAUUUUGCCUCAUGUAAUGCACACCGCAGAGGCUCUCUUUUUUAUCAUAGGCUUUGUUCUACUAGCAGUUGUUUUUAAAUCCUUUCUACCUCCGUUACACAUGGAAAAAAUACAUUUGCGCGAUUUUACGCAAGCACAACCUCUUUUCGAUGAUAAGUACAGAAAAGAUAUUAAAUUAGCUAGUAAUUUAACAUAGAAAAGGGCAAAUGCAAUGACAUUCUACCUAUAAAUACAACUGGUACAGAAAUUAAAAACUAUAGAUCUCUUUACGUAAAUAAGUUUUAUAAUAUUUAUUUUGUAUUUUAUUUUGUUUAUAUAAUUUCGCAAAUUUUAAUCAUCGCCUGUUUUACACAAAUUUUAUUUGUAUUGCUUCCGGCUAGCUAAAGUAGUUGUAUUUUUGUAUUGUACUAUGCUAUGCCAACCGGAAUCUAAUCUAAUAAGUAUACGAUCAGUUCCUUUUCUAUCUGUGUCUUUUUGUGUGAUUAUUUUGAUAUAAUCAACCGUUUAAGACCAAGUCAUUAAAUGUUAUUUUGUAAAUAAA